Sinocyclocheilus grahami is the source of this 872-nucleotide messenger RNA. RefSeq names its product apoptosis regulator BAX. The record is from RefSeq and is a predicted model, not a curated record. Gene Ontology annotation, molecular function: BH domain binding; channel activity. The transcript is spliced from 6 exons. NCBI's taxonomy places the organism in Eukaryota, Metazoa, Chordata, Actinopteri, Cypriniformes, Cyprinidae. Bases 188 to 766 code for a protein of 192 amino acids. Gene Ontology annotation, biological process: regulation of apoptotic process; mitochondrial fusion; extrinsic apoptotic signaling pathway in absence of ligand. Gene Ontology annotation, cellular component: mitochondrial outer membrane.
GCUAGCAGUGAAGAUGCGGAACUGACAAUUGUUUAACAAUAUAUCAGCUUUAGACACCAAGACUACUAAAGCCUACUAAACCAGUUAGAGGUUUGCGAAAUGUUUAUACAUUAACGUGAAUGUAUAGGUCACACGUAAAGACAUCAAAAAGCCAUCAAAUCCUAUCGUAGGACCAAAGAGGAAGAUCAUGCUUGCCAUGUCAGAUGACCAGUUUUCAACGAAUCUUGUACUUCGAUCAGUGAAGGACCAGGUAGAGAGGGUGGGAACAUGCGCACCGUCUCUUCCUGAGCCGCAGCCAAUGAGUGAUGAGCGGGAGCAGCUCCUGGAACAGAUGGCUAGCCUCAUCAGAGACUUCGGCGACAGUCUCGAUCGAGAGCCAAAAUUUAAUGACAUGGUUGAUGGGUUUGCACGUGUGGCGGAUAGACAGAGUUUCCAGAAGCUUGUAGACAAAGUUUUUGUUGAUGACAUCACCUGGGGGAAAAUUGUUACUCUGAUCUGUGUUGUUGGGAAAUCCAUUGCAAAGAUUCUUGCUGAUUUAGUCUCAGGCGUUGUGUCUUGGACACUGGACUAUUUCAGGGAUAACCUUCUGAACUGGAUCUGCAAUAGAGGAGGAUGGAUCAACAGUAUCUCUUCCUUGGCUCAUUACUCCUUUGAGCGAGAUUUUGGUUCCUCAUCCAGCCUGAUCUCCCUCUCCUCUGGAGUCCUCUUCAUCAGUGGAGUACUGCUGGGUGGCCUCAUUGUCUGGAGACUGAACAGAUGUGCCUGAGGAGGGUCAGUGAAGGACUGAUGAAGUGAGAAAAGGGGGAAUGCUGGGAUUUACAUAUGCAACGGACCAAAAAUAAUGAUGAUCUGACCAAGUAUAAGAGAAGGCU